AUGAUAGAGCGGUGGCAACCAGAGACGCACACAUAUCAUCUAUCUAUCGAAGAGGCUGCCAUCAUGCUAGAGGACGUGGAGGUUCUUUUCGGGUUGCCCGUUGAUGGUGUGCAUGUAGCUUACCUGCAUGCUCUUAGGGACUAUAGGGGAGAGGACUACCUUCAUAUGUUACAUAGGCUCACCAUUUUCCAGCCUGCGGAGCCUACUGUGUUAAGUGGUGCCAGUCGAUUGCAGUUGAUGCCCGUUAGGAAAUAUCUGGUGGCGCUGCACGCGGAGAUUACUGAUGACUCACCGCUAGAGGAUAUCGACUGGCAGACGAGGUUGUUGCCACUAAUGAUGUUUGGUGGUAUUCUAUUCCCGAACACUUCGGGAAACCUAUUCAGCUUGCGAUUUCUACAUCAUUUGGAGCGGCUAGAUGAGAUACCUAGUUACAGUUAG
This is a messenger RNA of Nicotiana tabacum (common tobacco), 438 nucleotides long. The record is from RefSeq and is a predicted model, not a curated record. Lineage: Eukaryota; Viridiplantae; Streptophyta; Magnoliopsida; Solanales; Solanaceae.